UCCAGGCAGGAACUCAAGAGACUCCACACGCAGCUCUUGGCUCCGGACCCUCUCUUACUGGCAGGAUGGCAGCUCCUCUCUCCGUAGGCAGACACGAGCCUCUCCCAGGAUCCGUGCAUUACACCCAACAGAGGGUCAAGGAGCGUGGCCAGUGGGAUAGUAAAACGGAGUUCAUUCUAACUGUGGCUGGUGCUAUUAUUGGACUUGGAAAUAUAUGGAGGUUUCCAUAUCUUUGUUACAAAAAUGGUGGGGGUGCCUUCUUCAUCCCGUAUAUCCUGUACCUGGUGACCUGUGGCAUCCCUCUGUUCAUCCUGGAGACGGCUCUUGGACAGUACACCAGCCAGGGGGGCAUCACCUGCUGGAGGAAGAUCUGCCCGCUGUUUGAAGGAUUGGGCUACGCCGCCCAGGUGAUCACUAUAUAUGGAUGUAUGACCUACAUUGUGAUCCUGGCCUGGGCUUUCCACUACCUGUUUUCAUCCUUCACUUUUGACCUGCCAUGGGCCAACUGUAAUAAUGACUGGAACACAGAUGCUUGUGUCACAUUUGGUACCAAUAAUGUAACCAGCAAUUGGACUGUUCCUCUCCUGAAUACGUCAUCUUCAGUUGUAGAGUUUUGGCAGCGGAGAGUGCUGCGGAUAUCAGAUGGAAUAGAAUCACUUGGAGGCAUUAGAUGGGAGCUGGCUCUGUGCCUUCUGCUGUCCUGGGCCAUCUGCUACUUCUGUAUCUGGAAAGGAGUGAGGUCUACAGGAAAGGCAGCGUGCUUCACGGCAACGUUCCCCUAUGUCAUGCUACUGGUGCUAUUCGUCCGAGGAGUGACCCUACCUGGAGCUAUAGAUGGCAUCUUCUACUACAUGUAUCCCAAUGCUACACGGCUUGCUGAUCCACAGGUUUGGGUGGAUGCAGGAACCCAGGUAUUUUUUUCUUACGCCAUAUGCCUGGGAUACCUGACUUCUCUCGGAAGCUACAACAAAUACAACAACAACUGUUACAAAGACUCCUUCUACCUGUGCUUGUUGAACAGUGGGACCAGCUUCCUGUCUGGUUUUGCUAUUUUUUCCAUCCUGGGUUAUAUGGCUGGAGAACAGGGUGUGGACAUAUCUAUGGUAGCUGAGUCAGGUCCUGGCCUGGUGUUCAUAGUGUACCCGCAGGCAGUGUCCCUGCUCCCCUGUCCUCAGUUCUGGGCCGUGUGUUUCUUCACCAUGAUCAUCCUGUUAGGAUUGGACAGCCAGUUUGUCGGCCUUGAGAGCCUUAUGACCUCGGUAACGGAUGUCUACCCCAACGUCCUCAGAAAGGGCCACCGGAGGGAGCUACUGCUGCUGCUAAUCUGCUGUUGCUGCUGCCUGGUCGGACUCAUCAUGGUCACAGAGGGUGGCCUCUACAUCAUACAGCUGUUUGAUCAUUAUGUGUGCAGUGGUGCCACUCUGCUACUCCUCUCCAUAUGCCAGUCUUUCAGUAUUGGAUGGAUAUAUGGUGCUGAACGUUUCUGUGACAACAUUGAGGAUAUGAUUGGCUACAGGCCCUCCUCUCUGGUGAAGUACUGUUGGCUAUACAUCACUCCUACUAUGUGCACAGGAACCUUUGUGUUCUCGCUGCUGAAGUACAGCCCUCUGAAGUUCAACAACACCUAUGUGUACCCGUGGUGGGCUUACGGGCUGGGCUGGUUCCUGGCUAUGUCCUCCCUCUCUCUCAUUCCCAUCACCAUGGUCUACAAACUGUACCGAGGACAAGGGACAUUCUGGCAUCGCCUCCAGGCAAUCUGUCGGCCAGCAGAUGACCUUCCCAGGAUCAGGGCUGGGAUGUAAUCGGGGUUGGGAUGUUACCUGUAAUCCGUUACAAGUAAAGGAUUACACAACCUGUAACUGUAAUAAUUUACUGUUACCAGCACAACCGUGCUGAGGGUGCUGCAGAAACCCCCCGAAUAAAAAAUAAAUAUUACCAGUCAAAGUGUGGACACACCUACUCAUUCAAGGGUUGUUCCUUAUUUUUACUAUUUUCUAAACUGUAGAAUUAUAGUGAAGGCUGGGUCUGGGUCUUUCUUUCCUGUGGUGGUCCUCAUGAGAGCCAGUUAAAUCAAAGCGAUUGAUAAGGAUUGACUGGACUUGAACAAACCUUCAUAUUUCUUGAAAUGUGACUGACCUUCAUGUCUUAAAGUAAUGGAAUGUAAUGAUUUUGAGCUUUUCUUGCCAUAAUUUGAACACGGUCUUUUACCAAAUAGGGUGAUCUUCUGUAUACCACUCUUAAUAUGGCACAGCACAACUAAUUGGCUCAAACGCAUUAAGAAGGAAAGACAUUCCACAAAUUAACCUUUAACAAGGCACACCAGUUAAUUGAAACGCAUUCCAGGUGACUAUCUUAUGAAGGUUGUUGAGAGAAUGCCAAGAGUGUGCAAAGCUGUCAUUAAGGCAAAGGGUGGCUGCUUUGAAGAACCUCAGAAAGAAAAUAUAUUUUGAUUCGUUUAACACUUUUUUGGUUACUACUUGAUUCUAUGUGUUAUUUCAUAGUUUUGAUGUCGUCACUAUUAUUUUACAAUGUUGAAUAAUAGUACAAAUAAAGAAAUACAAUGUUAUGAGUAGCUGUGUCUAAACUUUUGACUGGUACUGUAUAUUAUUCAAAAAUGGACAAAAGUAGUACACUGGGCCUAAACCAGUCCUGUAUUAGCGGACUGAUAUAGCCAUCUGUAGUCUGCACUUUUAUUUCUUCUAACGCCAUGUAGGCCUAUUGGUAUCAAAAUAAACACACUGAACAACUUGCUAUUUAGAGAAUUUCACCAAUUUUGUCCUAAAAAACAAUAACAAUUAUAGGCUACAUAGCAAAUGUGGAUUGUUAUCCAGUGACAGAAUGGUAAUUGAGAUAAUGUAAAUCAUUAAUGAGUAUUUAGUCUGGUUAAAUGUAAAAACAAUCUUACUGUAGGCCUACUUCAUUAUCGCCCUUUGCUUAUAUACGUAAACCCUACCUGAACCUAACUGCCUCUGGUAUGAUGCAUUUCUACUGUCACGCCCUGGUCGAAAUAUAUUAUGUUUAUCUUCAUUUAUUUGGUCAGGCCAGGGUGUGACAUGGGUUAUUGUGGUGUGUUUUUGUCUUGGGGUUCUGUGGGGUGUCUAGCAUAGUCUAUGGCUGCCUGAGGCGGUUCUCAAUCUGAGUCAGGUGAUUAUCAUUGUCUCUGAUUGGGAACCAUAUAUAGGCAGCCAUAUUCGUUGAGUGUUUCGUGGGUGAUUGUUCCGGUCUCUGUGUUUAUGUUCACCAGAUAGGCUGUAUAGUUUUUCACGUUCCGUCUGUUGUUUUGUACAUUCAGUUAUUUCAUGUCUAGUCGUAUUUUCAUUAAUAAACAUGAGU
Oncorhynchus masou masou (cherry salmon) is the source of this 3333-nucleotide messenger RNA. Its product is annotated as sodium- and chloride-dependent GABA transporter 2-like. Gene Ontology annotation, cellular component: plasma membrane. The transcript is spliced from 14 exons. Gene Ontology annotation, biological process: sodium ion transmembrane transport. The coding region runs from base 66 to 1802 and encodes 578 amino acids. The record is from RefSeq and is a predicted model, not a curated record. Gene Ontology annotation, molecular function: gamma-aminobutyric acid:sodium:chloride symporter activity. Lineage: Eukaryota; Metazoa; Chordata; Actinopteri; Salmoniformes; Salmonidae.